GUUUAUCUCUACAAGAAAUCCAUGAUUUAGUAGAAAAUAACAGAGAACCUUGGAGUUGGAGUGGACCUGGAGUUUCACAGGCACAUCAGAUAUCAUGGAGAUUCCCACAGGAAUGAAUGGACUUCCGGUUGCCUCGUCUCACUACACAUACGUAAGUGAAACGAGUCGUUAACUCAGAGACAAAGAAACAGAUGAUUAAUAUCAAACUAUUUUCCUGUGUAACCCUUCAGUGCCUGAAUGUGUACACUUUAACAAUGUGAGGUUAAAAGCAAAUAAACUGAUUCUAAAUCAAACCAGCUGUGUGACGUGAAUUGUUCAGGUGUAGUUGACCAUGAAUGAAAGUGACCCGUGUUGAUGACAAACUAAUGAGUUUAAAACAUAACCAUGUGUGGCUGUGACCAUCACACAUGUACAUAUGAAAAGGAUCAGACAUGUUAUAUCUGUCUUUCUAUGAUCACUGCUUCUCCCUCCCUCCUUUCUAUUGGUGCAUCACUUCCUGUUUUUUGACCAAUAGGCUUGCCCAUUGGAGAGUCGUCCUCUCACUCAGCUCAUCAGUGUUACACAACACAGGUGUGUAAGCUACUACAGACAAGGACCCUGAUGAAGAGUCAUUGACCCUGAUGAAGACCUGGGAGUCACAAAGCGUUCGUCUUUUUAUUCUAUGCUGCCAUGUAAAAUAAAGGCACAAACCCUACAGUGUGCCUUUGAAGAAGACUUGCAUUUUAUAUUUCUUGAUUGAGAGUAUACUUCAUUCACACAAUGAGCCCCUCACAAGAAUAAAUCAGGCAAGUGUUGUCAUUUAUAACCUAAAAUUAAUUCUCAAUGCUUUAUUGUUCCUUCAGAAUAAAACAGCAGCUGCACAUCUGUCUCUGUGCACACAGGAAGAGGAUAUAUCAGGCUGUAGAUACACACUCAAGACUUGUUAGACACAUUCACUGUUAGAGUCUAAUUAUAAUAAAUAUAAAAUAUACAGACUGAGACUUUAAACCAAUCAGAGCUGAUCACAUGGCGUUAGAGGAGGAACGUCUAUUUGAUGACUUUAAAGGAUGACGGUUGGUUUUUAUCACUGGAGGAAAAUAAGUAACGUAAAGAAAAAUGAGCUCAGAGAACAUGUCUGAGCUCACAUGAGAACAUGUUGGACCGCAGGGCAAACGUCUCUGUCUGUGCAUUCCUGCGUUGCUGACUCUACAUGUCAGCAUCCGUCAUGUUAAGAACAUGUUAACCGUCUCCUCUCUGGCAGGUUUGAAGUCGUCUCCUCAUCAUGUCAGACUGCUGCACAGCUGUGGACCAUGUGAAGACACAACUUCAGUCCCGCAAAGGCUUCAAUCCACAGCUGAGGAUGAAAUUCUGUGACAGCUGGACAGAGAUGUACGAACCAUCAUCAUCCUCACUGUGACCUCGUCACAUGUCCACGUUUGGUCAUGGACUUUCCACGUCCACAUAUGACGUCCAAGGACAUGAUGUUCAUCUCCAGUCCCCAUUUCUCACAUGAAGUCAACGAGUUCUCCUGUUUCCAACAUCUCCACCUUCAGCCUUUAUUUUUCCAUAUUUGGUUAUUUCUGUUCGUGACGUGCCAGCUCAGGCCUGCCCCAAGAAGACAAGCCUUAUAAACCUGCCUCUAUGAUCACUGCUGUCUCACUCACACCCACCUCUCUACCUGAACUCCUCCACACAGCAGGUUUGAAGUCGUCUCCUCAUCAUGCCUGGCAGCAGCAGAACUCUGGACGAUCUGAGGAACCUCUAUCAGACCAGAAAAGGUUUCGAUUCACAGCAGACGACCAAGUUCUUUGACGGCUGGGCGGCGACAUAUGAGGAGGAUAUGGAGACACUCAAAUACAGAGAGCCACAGAUGUUGGUAGAUUUCCUGAAUGCCAACUUCUCUGGGAGUCGUGAGGAGGCGCAGGUUCUGGACGUCGCCUGUGGGUCUGGACUGGUCGCUAAAGUGAUGGCUAAAGUGGGCUUCAGGCACUUUGUUGGAGUGGACAGCAGUAAAAACAUGCUGGACCAAGCUGCACAGAGCGGCCUCUAUCAGGACCUCAAACUGGCCUUACUGGGAACAGAACCACUGCCUGCACAGACUGGUGCGUUUGAUGUUGUCAUCAUCGUCGGUGCUUUACGUGAAUGUUCUGUGCCGGUCAGCGUUGUCAGGGAGCUCUACCGGGCCACCAAACCAGGAGGUUAUGUUUGCAUGACGAGAGUGGACACAAAGACGGAGCCUGGAGAAGAAUACAAGGUGUCUUUUGAGAAAGAGCUGCAGCUGAUGGAGGAGGAGGGGCUGUGGGUCAAAGUGAACACCAAGCAGAAGAACAAUUACCUAUUAGACCCUUUUAAUCGCUAUGAAAAAGAGCAGAAGGAGCAAUACAUCGGUGGGACCAUGUACAUGUACAAGUCACUCAAGUAGUCACUCUACACCUGUAGACAUUCCUUCACUGUCUGAUCUGUAGAUUCAACACAAUGUCACUAAACACACCAAAGUUUAUGUGGACAUUUUGAUCCUUCAGCACAAUCAAGCCCCGAGCUAUGAUCGGACAGUUGAUUGUUUUUCAGUGAUACGUGACUUUGCUGUGUCCAGACCUGGACGGUUCAGUCACAAUGAUAAACAUUCAUUUAUUAAAAACAAAAGGAAUAAUAAUUGUCAUCAAAUGUAUGUUUUUCAUGCAAUCAUGACAAUAAAUAUAAACAUUA
Messenger RNA from Epinephelus moara (kelp grouper), 2685 nucleotides. RefSeq names its product methyltransferase-like protein 27. Bases 1700 to 2401 code for a protein of 233 amino acids. Gene Ontology annotation, molecular function: S-adenosylmethionine-dependent methyltransferase activity. The transcript has 7 exons. NCBI's taxonomy places the organism in Eukaryota, Metazoa, Chordata, Actinopteri, Perciformes, Serranidae. The record is from RefSeq and is a predicted model, not a curated record.